Molecule: messenger RNA, 1017 nt
Organism: Penicillium verhagenii
Lineage: Eukaryota; Fungi; Ascomycota; Eurotiomycetes; Eurotiales; Aspergillaceae
Exons: 2
Coding region: 1-1017 (338 amino acids)
Biological process (GO): rRNA processing
Molecular function (GO): snoRNA binding
Source: RefSeq, a predicted model, not a curated record
AUGCUAUCUCACCUAGUCACUGCGGCUAAGGGUCUAUUUACGCGAUCGGAAUCUCAGCAAAAUUUCGAAGAUCCUGCUGGCGCCCCCGCCACAACUACAUCGGAAAUGGUGACCUCCACUCGACGAUCGACCGCUUCGGCCAAAGAUACUCCAAAAGAGCCAAAGGUUGCCCUGAAACAAGGAAAGCGCAAGGCCCCGACCGACAAGCAGUCAACCAAGCGGCAAAAGCGGAGUAGCCUAGAGGCGGCUGCGGAGAGUGAUGAUGAGGAGACAGGAUCCUCCAAUACAGAGGAGAAGAAGUCAGCUGAAUCAUCUGAACCCAAGGGUCAUUUCCGAUUUGGCAGCGAGGAACCUGCUUUCCCGGAGACCCAGCCUGAACAAAUCGAGGCACCCAACGACGAUGAAGACGAUGACAGUAGCGACGACGAUGAUGAUGAUGCACCCGAGACAAUUGAUAAUUCUGCCCAGCUUCUGCAAAUGAAGGAGAAGGCAAAGAAGCAAGAACAAGCCAAGCAAUUAGAGGAACAACUAAAGAAGGACAAACGGAGGAAACUCGAUGAGCGCCGCAAGCUGCAAGCCAAGUCAAAGGCCAAGGAAGCCCCUCCUAGCGACGACCUACUUUCCGAAAGCACAGCCACCCUUCAGGGCUCAAACACACAGGACGCUCGCCGGAGUGCUCUGCCUGCAUUGCUUCCCGAUGACAUCUUGAAUGCCGAGCCCGUUGCCCGCGCCCUGACACCACCGACAGAAGAAUCAUUUGCACCAAAGAAGCCGACUAAGUUGCGGUUCUUGGAGAAGACAGAAAAGGCCCCGAAGGAUGUGCAAGUGGGCGAUGUUACCAUUCGAGUGCUUGAUGCGCCCUCUGUGAAGCGAAAGGCAUCAACAUCCCUAGCCCCCAAGAGCUCCAAGGCCGCGCGAAAUGUUAAAGAUGCCUGGUUGAAGGGAAAGAGAAGCGUCGGACACGUCAAUGGGCUGCGCAGGACAGCAGGUGGUUCUACCGGGUUUGUCCGCCGGUAA